Messenger RNA from Ananas comosus (pineapple), 2617 nucleotides. RefSeq lists its product as uncharacterized. The record is from RefSeq and is a predicted model, not a curated record. Gene Ontology annotation, biological process: lipid metabolic process. NCBI's taxonomy places the organism in Eukaryota, Viridiplantae, Streptophyta, Magnoliopsida, Poales, Bromeliaceae. Bases 106 to 2310 code for a protein of 734 amino acids. The transcript has 9 exons.
CCUCUCUCUCUCUCUCUCUCUCUCUCUAAAACCAUUUCGAUUCCUCGCGUAGAAAAUCGUGGGAAUUUGUUGGGAAUUAUUGUUAUUUUUAAUUUUGUUUUUAUUAUGUUGCAGCGAUUCGUCGAUCACGUCCUCGCCGUAACAAAAGAAUCUGUGAAGACAUUCACUUAUGAAUCCCUGAAUAGUAUUGCAAGGUUGAUAAAUGGGGUUUCGGCACUCUUGUUGACAAUAUUGCCAGGGAAGGCUAACUUGUUAGAGGGAAUCCAUGGCUGGGAGCUCAGACCUACAUUCCGAGGACCUCGCCUUCCUCGGUGGAUGGAAAAUGGCGUUUCAUCAUUCAAUGAGUUCAUUCAUGAGCUUUCUGUGGAUUCUGACACUUCAUCGACCACUGGUUCCAUAUCUAGUGAAGAUGAUAACGAUGAUAAUAUUUACCCUGCCUCUCCUUUGUCUCAGUCUUCACGUUUGUCUCAUUCAAGCAGUAUCACCAGAUAUGAUAGACGCUUAAUACGCUCUAUACGACGCAUACUUUCCUGGAUUCUGUGGCCUGCCACAGUUGUUCUUUGGUUGCCAUUUAUCUUAUUCCAAUCUGCCAGAUCUAGGAGACGUGAAUCAGUUUCUCCUGGCAACCCAGAAACUCACCAGCUGUUAGGUCGUCGCAUUGCUAGAAGGUCAUUUCACAUAAAAGACCAUGUUGUUCAGCGUACUACUGACAGACGGCGUGGAGUUUUUGAGGAUCUCCAGCUGGCAAUUGAGAUAUUCAUUGAAUCAGUUUUCGAGACGGUUCACAAUGCAGCACACCUUGUUCUUUCUCCUUCUGAGGUUUGGCAGAAAUUAUAUUCUUUGGUUUCGCUUCGUGGAAGCAGUGGGAAAGUUACCUAUGAUAGUGAUUCCGAUGAAGCUGUUGUUCCAACUGCUACCGUUGGCAGUGUUGAUCCAACUCCAGCUGAAAGACGGACUACAUUUCACCAUUCUUUAAACACAGACUCGCGGACAUGUGAAGAUGUCAUAAGUGAGCUUGGCUAUCCUUACGAGGCUAUACGUGUGGUUACAGAUGAUGGAUAUGUGCUUCUUCUGGAGAGAAUUCCUAGGCGUGAUUCUCAGAAGGUUGUGUAUCUACAACAUGGGAUAUUGGAUUCAUCGAUGGGUUGGGUGUCUAAUGGUGUUGUUGGUUCUCCGGCAUUUGCUGCCUAUGAUCAAGGUUAUGAUGUUUUUCUUGGGAAUUUACGUGGUUUGGUUUCCAGGGAGCAUGUUGACAAGAAUAUUUCUUCACGCAAGUACUGGAAAUACUCGUUGAACGAGCACGGAACAAAAGACGUACCCGCAAUAAUUGAGAAAAUACACGAAAUCAAAACUUCAGAGUUAAGCAAAAACCACCAACCCGUUACUGAAGACGACGCCGCCAACAACCAACCCUACAAACUCUGUGCAGUUUGCCACAGUCUAGGAGGAGCGGCGAUGCUAAUGUACGUAAUAACACGUAGAAUGGACAGCAAGCCUCACCGCCUAUCAAGGUUAAUCCUCUUAUCUCCUGCCGGCUUCCAUGAGGAUUCUACCAUAUUAUUCACUAUCGUAGAGAAACUAGUACUGCUAAUCGGUCCAAUACUCGCCCCUGUAGUACCCGGUCUCUAUAUACCAACUAGAUUCUUCCGGAUGCUUCUAAACAAGUUGGCUCGAGAUUUUCACAACUAUCCGGCUUUGGGCGGCCUGGUCCAAACCCUAAUGGGCUACGUUGUUGGGGGCGACAGCUCGAAUUGGGUCGGAGUUCUUGGAUUGCCACACUAUAAUAUGUACGACAUGCCGGGGGUGUCAUUUUAUGUCGCUCUUCACCUCGCGCAAAUUAAGCGAGCGAGAAAGUUCAUAAUGUAUGAUUACGGAAGUGCUUCUGCGAAUAUGGAAGCGUACGGUUCACCGGAACCGUUGGAUUUGGGGGAGCGGUACAACCUAAUUGAUAUCCCCGUUGAUUUGGUUGCGGGGAUUAAGGAUAGAGUGAUUCGGCCUUCGAUGGUGAAAAAGCACUUCAAGUUGAUGAAAAGGGCCGGAGUGGCGGUGUCCUACAACGAGUUCGAGUAUGCUCAUUUGGACUUCACUUUCUCGCACAGGGAGGAGCUUUUGGCUUACGUGAUGAGUCGGCUAAAUCUUAUCGAACAUCCGCAACAGCAACGAAUGAAUCCAGCUACCGUGAGGCUUCGGAAAUUAAACAAAGCCCAGCCAAAAAUCUGCGACGAUGACGACAACGGUGCAUUGGAAGGUAAGAAUGGCACUUUAGGAGGGGAUUUACAAAGAAACGACGAAAUUACGCCUGAUUCAUGAAAAUUGACACAAAUACUCUUUACUGUACUUCAUGAUGUAGCUUCUUUAUGUGAAUAGACUCGUGCAACUUUUAUCGGUAUAGGAUGUACCGAGCUGUUGUAAAAGAUCUGGGUCGUCAAAUGUGCGCGCUGUAAGCAUCCCCUUUCAAUAGUGGUGAUGUCUGCGACCGUAACAGGGGAUUGAUCUUUUUUCUUGUAUCCCUUGAAUAUAUCAGUCAUCAGAUGUAGUCUUUUGUAAACUUGUACCGAAACUAUCAAACACCUUUGUAUACGAAGUUGUUAGUGUUCUUUUCAAACAUUGUUUAUUA